Messenger RNA from Cyclospora cayetanensis, 1662 nucleotides. RefSeq lists its product as uncharacterized. The coding region runs from base 1 to 1662 and encodes 553 amino acids. The transcript has 5 exons. The record is from RefSeq and is a predicted model, not a curated record. NCBI's taxonomy places the organism in Eukaryota, Apicomplexa, Conoidasida, Eucoccidiorida, Eimeriidae.
AUGUCGCAGGGUAAUUCUGGAUGUGGCACUUCUAUGUUUUGCGGGUCCGUGACCUGCGGUGACGGCGAAGUUGAGAGGGAACCAGUGGAGAGGACUCAUAUCAGACUGCAGGCUGACCAGCCUGUCGUGGCCGUACCAGUAUACCAGGAGAUCCAGAAGCGGGACAAGUAUAUAGAGGUUCCACAAGUUGAAGUUAGAGAUUCUAUCGUCCCCAAAGUUUACAACCAAUCCGCAGUUCACGAUGUUCCUAGAGUACAGGUCGCCUGUGGUGAGAGGGGCGUCGCCAUCGAGAAGGAAACCAUCGUGGAGAAAGAUGUGGACGUCCCCGUCCGCGUCGGCUACGCGCCACAUUUUGUUCCCAAGUGGGAUAUCCGUGAGGUGCCGAGGCCUGUCCCCAAAUACGAAGGCGAGCAACAAGUAAUUGAGGUCGAGGUGCCCCAAAUUGAGUAUAAGGAUACCUACGUCGAGAAAGAAGUGGUGGUGGAUAUUCAGGAGAAAAUUGUUCCCAAGGUGACUGAAGUUGUCAAAGAGGUAGAGGUGAUGCAGUACGAGUGGAAAGAAAAGUAUCAAGAUGUCCCAGUCUACAAGUACGUACCGAAGUUUGACGUCGAGCUGGAGUGCCCUCCUCCACUGAUCGUACCGUAUCCAGAGACGCGCUAUGUCCACGAUGAACCGCAAACUUCUAGCCCCUUCUGUAGAUGGUCAGCAUGCUGCACGCAAGUGCACCAGGAACCCCACAUCAGGACGGUCGAGACAGCAGUUAGGACCGAGCAGCAAAGACUCUAUCCAGGAUCUGCUCAACUCACUGAGGCAAAGUUGAAUUACCCGAUGGGCCAAAACUUUGCUGCAGACUUCCAGAAGCAGUAUACACAGGAGCAUGUGCUUAGGAGUGGCAGCGGGGUUGAGGGCCCUAUUCGCCAGGCAACGCUGUCACAACUGACCCCCGGGCCUGUCUAUCCGCGCCCAACUCCUCAGGUCGGUGCUGCUGAUCAGCAAAAGAGCGGCGCUCGUCUGAACGAGAAGAAGCCAAGCUUCUGGAGCUGGCUCACCGGUAAAAAGGAGGAGGAGCCGGAAACUACAAGCGCUGCUGGGAAGUUUGGCUACCCGGAGCACAUGCCGUCAGACUUUGCCUCGGCCUUCCAAAACCAGGGGACUUCUGAGACAGGCGCGGCCACACCCACUCCGAAAGAUUUGGAAGAGAUAUCCGAAGCGAAGGACAAAGCAUCCGACGAGCUGGAGCCUUCUGUUGUAUACCGCGGGUCUGUCAACAAGCCACCUGAGUACGGUGGGGAAUUGGAUCCCAUUUCCUUCAAACUGCACGCAAUCGAGAUUCAUCAGUUCGUCCCUCUUCCAAAUGUGGAGACGCCAGAGUUUGUUAAAGCUCUUUCGGAAGGAAUUACGACUUCUGACGUAUCCGGUCUCGAAAAGUUCUUUGGCGGCCAGGUCCCAGCUGGCUGGGCGGACCCGGAUGUAACUGGUAUUCCCGCACCCACAAUGAGUGACAUCCUCACAGGAAACGCACAGAAUGUAGCCAUGAUGAAUCCCUUGGUGUGUCAGCUAUCGUCUCAGUUUGCGAAGCAAGGAUUUGUGCCUGGAGGCACUCAAGAAGUGACGCAGCCGGGGGGUUCGUUCAGGCGCAAUUCUUCUCAGGCCCAGGCAUGA